Prorocentrum cordatum is the source of this 1926-nucleotide messenger RNA. Lineage: Eukaryota; Dinophyceae; Prorocentrales; Prorocentraceae. The record is from the annotation of a GenBank genome assembly.
CUGGUCUGGCUCAAAUGCCGCAGUGUUUUGUGCCAGUCUAACCGAACAGGCUUCCGCACAGAGAAUUAAGCUCCAUGGAGAUUUUGUCAGACGACGAAGAAGGCGUCUCCUCGAGCCUUGCCGCUGCGCCCGCCACGACCUCGUCCGCAGCAACGCCUUGUCCAGUUGCGGCGACAGCGGCUGUCGACAUACUCGAGGACUCGGACGACGAGCUGCUGCGGGCCCGGCCGUGUGCGGCGCCGCCUGCGGGCGCUCCGCCCGCCGCCGCCCCGCCGCCAGCGCAGGUGCAUCCAGGGCGAUCGCUGCCUUUGGCCGAAGGCGCCCCGCGAAGGCCGCGCCAGGAACGCCAGCUGCGCUCCCGUCCGCGCCGCCCGGGAAGGCUGCGGCUGCGCCGUCCGAGAAGGCUGCGCCGCCCGAGAAGGCUGCACCGCCAGAGCGCGCCCCAGCGACGGCGCCCGACGCGCCCCAGCCGGUGCUCUCCCCAAAGGCUGCGCCGGCGCCGGCCGCGCCACGAACGCGGGCUGCUCCUGGCGUGCAGGGCGGGCACGCCGAGGCUGACCACCCUCGGGCAGCCGAAGGGGGCGAGCAGGACUCACCAGAGGAGGCUGGCCUCGCCGAGCGGCUCACCGCAGCGGAGGCGGCGCAGGAGGCCCAGCAGGCGAGUGCCAGCAAGGAGCGCGCCCACCUGCAGCAGAUGCUGGAGAGCGCGGAGGGUGCCAGGCCGCAGGCGGAGGCCCGCCUCUCCGAGCAGCUCGCCACGAGGAGGGCGGCGCAGGACCCUCGGCAGAAGCGCGCCAGCGAGGAGUACGCGGAGAGCCAGCGACGGCAGGCCAGCCUCUCGGAGCAGCUCGCCGAGCUGAGUGUGGCGCUGGACUCCCAGCAGGCGCUCGCCACGGAGCAGCGCCUCCAGGGUCGGCAGCGGCUGGAGGAGGCGGAGGACUCGCAUCGGCAGCAGCAGCUCGGCCUCUCUGAGCGGCUGGCCAAGCUGGAGGUGGCGCAGGACUCUCAGCAGCAGCGCGCCAGGGAGGAGUACGCGCAGAGCCAGCAGCUGCUGGAGGAGGCAGAGAACUCGAAGCAGCAGCUGCAGGCCAGCCUAUCCGAGCAGCUCACCGAGCUGCAGGCGGUGCGGGACUCUAAACAGAAGCUCGCCAGCGAGGAGCAAGCGCAGCAGCGGAAGCAGCUGCAGGAGGCGGAGGAUUCAAAGCUGCAUCUGCAGGAGAGGCUCUCCGAGAAGAUCACUCGCCUGGAGGCCGCGGAGAGCUCGCUGCAGAAGCUCGCCAGCGAGGAGCGCGCGCAGGGUCGGCAGUUGCUGGAAGCGGCGCAGAGUUCCAGGGCGCAGCUUCAGGCCAGCCUCUCUGAGAAGCUCGCUGAGCUGCACGCCGCUCAGGAGUCCCAGGAAGAGCGCGCCAGCGAGAGGCACGCACAGAGCCGACAGCUCUUGGAAGAGGCGGAGGGCUCGAAGUUGCAGCUGCAGGCGAGCCUGUCCGAGAAGCUCAGCAAGCUGGAGACCGAGAAGGACUCCCAGGACAAGCGCGCCAGCGAGGACCAGGCGCAGCUGAGGCAGCUACUGGAAGAGGCGGCGGACUCGAAGCUGCAGCUGCAGGCCAGCCUCUCCGAGCAGCUCGCCAGGCUGCAGGCCGCGCAGGACUCCCAGCAGGAGCGCGCCAGCGAGGAGCGUUCGCGUGGUCAGCAGCAGCUGGAAGAGGCGGAGGAGUCGAAGCGGCGGCUGCAGGCCAGCCUCACCGAGCAGCUUGCCGUGCUCGAGGCUGCGCUGGAGACGCAGAGGGUCCAGGCCAGCGAGGAGUGCUCGCAGAGCCGGCGGCUGCUGGAGGAGGCGGAGGUCUCGAGGCGUCGGCUGCAGGAGGAGGUGGAGGACUCGAGGCGCCAGCUACUGGACGAGGCGGAUGAGUCGGGGCGCCGGCUGCU